Fusarium coffeatum is the source of this 1281-nucleotide messenger RNA. RefSeq lists its product as uncharacterized. Bases 1 to 1281 code for a protein of 426 amino acids. Gene Ontology annotation, cellular component: fungal-type vacuole membrane. NCBI's taxonomy places the organism in Eukaryota, Fungi, Ascomycota, Sordariomycetes, Hypocreales, Nectriaceae. Gene Ontology annotation, molecular function: transmembrane transporter activity. The record is from RefSeq and is a predicted model, not a curated record. Gene Ontology annotation, biological process: transmembrane transport. The transcript has 2 exons.
AUGUCAUCCAAGCAUACCCCACAGGCAAACAUUGAAGAACCCAGCAACUUCUCAACAGACCCCAAGGCCUCAACACCCUGCACUGAGAAGGCCGAAGAAGAUGUCUCUCCCGCCCCCGAUGGUGGUCUACAAGCCUGGCUCGUCGCGGCAGGUGCAGCCUGCAUCUUCUUCUCCUGUCUCGGCUUCGCCAAUUCCUUCGGCGUCAUGCAAGAAUAUUAUAUGACCCACCAGCUCCGAGGGCACUCUGCAGAUGCUGUUGCAUGGAUUGGUUCGGUCUCAACUUUCAUUCAAUUUGCUGCUGGAGCUUUGAGUGGACCUCUGUUCGAUCGUUAUGCUGCUGUCAUGUAUGUCUUCGCAACAAUGAUGACCAGCCUCUGCACCAAGUAUUGGCAUUUUAUGCUCGCUCAAGGUGUCCUAAUGGGCACUGCAAUGGCUUUUCUACAAAUCCCCGCCUUCGCAGCUCUGUCUCAAUACUUUGACAAGAAGAAAGCUGCUGCUUUUGGACUAGCUGUCUCAGGCUCAUCCAUCGGUGGUAUCGUCUUUCCGAUUGCCCUAUCCAAGAUGUUAAAUGACUCUUCUCUUGGAUUUGGUUGGUCAAUCCGUAUCAUGGGAUUCGUCAUGAUUCCCCUUAUGUCAUUUUCCUGUAUCGCUGUUCGACCUCGAUUGCCGAGUAGAGAGAGUUCCUUUGUCCGGCUUGAUGCUUUCAAGGAUCCUUUGUUUGUCCUUAUUAUUACUUCACUGUUCUUUCUCUUCAUUGGCAUGUUUGCGCCAUUGUUCUUCAUCCCCUCAUAUGCUGUGUCGCGUGGUGUCAAUCCCACCUUGGCCUCCUACUUCCUCGCCAUCACCAACGCUGCAUCAACCUUUGGCCGAGUCAUUCCAGGAAUACUCGCAGACAAGUACGGCCGACUAAACAUCUACUCUAUUGGUGGACUUUGCACCGGCGUUGUCAUCCUCUGCAUGAACGAGACCAAGACAACCGCAGCAUUAGUGGUAUACGCAGCAGCCUUUGGUUUCACUUCAGGAACUAUCAUCUCUGGUGCUUCGGCAGCCUUUGGCCUCGUGGUCAAGGAUCCCCGCGAUAGUGGAGCUUACAUGGGCAUGGGUCUGGCUGUUAGUUCUUUCGCUGCUCUGAUCGGGCCACCAGUCAACGGUGCACUUGUUGAUCGAUAUGGAGGAUUCUUUGAGGUUUCGGUAUUUAGUGGGGUUAUGUGUCUGUUUGGAGGUUGUCUUGCCGUUUGCGCCAAGUUGAAGACUGCUGAAGGAAUAUUGGGUAAAGUCUAA